CAGCACUCCCCAGUCCCCAGUCCCCAGUCCGGCAGUCCCCACUUAAAUCCAUUUCUCAUUCUCUCCCGUCACUUUUACACGCACACAUAUAUCGCUGUUGCUUCCCCGAACUUCCCACCUCCCUCUCUCCCCCUCUCUCUCUCUCUCUCUUUCUGUUUCUCUUUCUUCCCCUCUCUCCUCCCUCCCUCUUUCGCUCACACACAUCGUUAGCUCAUCGUUCAAUGCGCUAAACUCCUCGAUGUCUCCGCCGUCCGCUGACUUCCGUUGCGAUUGCUCACCACCUGCCGGCGACGACUCAGAAUCCAUCGAUCGGAACUGCUCGCAUUGCGGAGGAUCGAAUAAUCCAGUUCUCCGGACAUCUUCAUCUGCCGCGUCGUUACUCAGCUUCGAUUCAGUUCCAGUAAAGUAUUACGAUAAGCGAUUGAGAAUCAUACAUGCUGCUAUUAAAGGAUUCACUAUUGGAGCUGGUAUUAAAGGCGGAUUGGCUCUCUUCUCCAUCCUAGCUCGCUUUCGUCGCAGACAAUCUCUCAGUCUCGUCAAGAAGGUUGGAAUGGCCACAGGUGGCGAGGAUGUGAUUUUAGCUGUAAAAGAAACUCUGAGAUACGGUCUCUUUCUCGGAACUUAUGCCGGUACUUUUGUUUCAGUAGAUGAGCUGAUUGCUGCAAUUGGAGGCCACCACAGGACAGCAAGGUGGAGAGCUUUGCUAGCAGGGGCGAUAGCUGGGCCUUCAAUGCUUUUAACUGGAUUAGAAACAGAACAUACAAGCUUGGCAAUUUACAUUUUGAUGCGUGCUGCUGUCCUAGCAUCACGAUGUGGAAUUAAGAGCAAGAGAUUCGGGAGAGUUUGCAAACCUCUUACUUGGGCUCAUGGAGACAUUUUGCUCAUGUGUUUAGCCUCUUCCCAGAUUUUGUCUGCAUACAUAUUAAAGCAGGACAGUUUACCUCCAUCAUACAAAUCCUUUCUUAAUAAACAUGGAGGAAAGGCUGCAGUUAUUUUGCGAGGAGUUAAAGAACUUGCUUGUGGCAUGCCUUGUACAGAGUUGGAAAUGGUAGAGAAGCAUUACAAGACCAUGGGAGUCGACAUUAAGCUAGAUCCACAAAUGAAGGUUCCUUGCUCGAUCAUACAUGGAAAUCAGUCAUGCGGUGGGCAUUUUGUUUCAUUUAUUAUAGAAGCCUACAAAAGGGCGUUGCCAGUUUAUCUUCCGGUCUAUCUGAUUCCUGCACUUAUAGUACAUCGUCAAGGCCUUGCGGAAAGACCUUACACAAUCUUGGGGAAAGGUCUUUUUGGUACUGCAAGAUCAAGCUUGUUUCUGUCUGUUUAUUGUUCCUCUGCCUGGUUAUGGACAUGCUUCUGCUUCAGGCUCCUUGAAAGAUGCAACAUUCCCAUGGUGGCGAUAGCCACGUUUCCAACUGGUAUGGCCUUGGCAAUUGAAAAGAAGAGUAGGCGGAUAGAGAUAUCGCUUUACUGUCUUGCACGAGCCAUCGAAAGCUUCUUCACAUGCAUGGCUGACAUUGGAUAUUUACCAGCACAGUCGAAGAAACUAAAAAGAGCUGAUGUGGUGGUUUUUAGCAUUUCAACAGCAAUCAUAAUGCAUUGCUAUGCGAUGGAGAGGGAUGUCUUUCGAUCAAAGUACCUCAAUGUUCUUGACUGGGUUUUUGGUGUGCCACUUCCUCUAGAUGAAGCAACCCCACGCAAGGGUAGAUAAAAGUAGAGGGGACUAAGCUGAGCAGAGAAUACUAGGACCUGCAGAAAGUCCUCACGUAAGUUUGAUUCACAUGGCCAAGAAAUGAUGGGGUUGAAAUGGUGAAGCUAAGAAGGAUUAAGAUGUCGUUGAAUGAUUAUUGAUGCUUGCAAAAAGCACAUGGCCGAAAUCUUUUGUGCACACGUUCACAUUUUAGAGUGCACAUAAGAACAGGGAAUUUUGAAUUUAUUUUACCUUCCAUUUAUAUAGGUUUUACAAAGGUUAUUUUCACUUCCGACCAAUGGCUAGAUUGUUGUAAUGUCUAUUAUUUGAGGAGGAACAAGGUAGAGGAAAAUUAGGAUUAAAUGUAAUACUUACAAUUAAUAGACUUAGUGGUUGACUAUACUGCA
This is a messenger RNA of Daucus carota subsp. sativus, 2091 nucleotides long. RefSeq lists its product as uncharacterized. Lineage: Eukaryota; Viridiplantae; Streptophyta; Magnoliopsida; Apiales; Apiaceae. The transcript is spliced from 8 exons. The coding region runs from base 239 to 1705 and encodes 488 amino acids. The record is from RefSeq and is a predicted model, not a curated record.